This is a messenger RNA of Rattus rattus (black rat), 2236 nucleotides long. RefSeq names its product PX domain containing 1 (gene Pxdc1). The record is from RefSeq and is a predicted model, not a curated record. Gene Ontology annotation, molecular function: phosphatidylinositol binding. The coding region runs from base 604 to 1299 and encodes 231 amino acids. NCBI's taxonomy places the organism in Eukaryota, Metazoa, Chordata, Mammalia, Rodentia, Muridae. The transcript is spliced from 5 exons.
CGGUAUGAGCCCGCGUCCCCGCCCCGUGCGGCGCCGCCUCGGGACUCUGGACUUCAGCGACGUGUCGAUCCCACCCCCGCGAGUGCCGGGCUGAGUGCUCAACUCCACGCAGGAGAAUCCCGAGGAUUCAGAGUAGGAACGAGCAGAAAGUCGCCCUGCGCUCCGGGAGAGCGCAGGACCCGCCCCGCUUAGCAGCGGGGAGACAGGGGAGGCGGCGCCUUGCGUGGAGCCUGGGCCGGGACCGCCCGCGGCGGGUCAGCGGGAGGCAGGAGGGAGGUGCUGCAGCCGGGACUCGACGUCGACGCCCGCACCGCCCGCGAUGGGAAGUGCCUUAUAAAGCCGCCGCCGGAGCAGUCAGACAGACUCUUGGCGACGCCGCCCAGAGAGCGGGCCGCACGUAGCCGCCCCAGAGUGCGCGAAGAGCUAGAGCACAUCCGCGGGGCAUCAACUUCUACCCACCGGGACGCUUAACCGCCUUUGCGAGGAUCGACCGCGUCCCACAGAGAAUCCCUGAUCGCCCCUGCCCAGACCCACUCUGCCCAGGCGGACCCCAGUCGGGGGCCGAGGGCGCCCCCGGCGGCAGGGGCAUGCGCCUCCCGCGGCAUGGCCUCGGCGGUGUUUGAGGGCACGUCGCUCGUGAACAUGUUCGUGCGCGGCUGCUGGGUGAACGGGAUCCGCAGGCUCAUCGUCAGCCGGCGUGGCGAUGAGGAGGAGUUCUUCGAGAUCCGCACCGAGUGGUCGGACCGCAGUGUGCUCUACCUGCACCGCAGCUUCGCGGACCUGGGCCGCCUGUGCAAGCGCCUCCGUGACGCCUUCCCGGAGGACCGGUCUGAACUGGCGCGUGCGCCGCUGCGGCAAGGGCUGCUGGCCAUCAAGGGUGCACAUGACAUAGAGACCAGGCUGAACGAAGUCGAGAAGCUGCUGGAGACGGUCAUUAGCAUGCCGUGCAAGUAUUCUAGGUCUGAGGUUGUCCUCACCUUCUUUGAAAGAUCGCCUCUGGAUCAGGUGUUAAAAAAUGAUAACGUCCAUAAAAUCCAACCCAGCUUUCAAAGUCCUGUGAAAAUAUCAGAAAUCAUGAGGUCCAACGGAUUUUGUUUGGCAAACACAGAAACAAUAGUCAUUGACCACAGCAUACCCAAUGGGAAGGACCAGCUCCUGGAUGCGGACUCCACAGAGCAUUUGUUUGAGAAUGGUGGUGAGUUCACCUCAGAGUUGGAAGAUGGUGAUGACCCAGCAGCUUACGUCACCAACUUGUCCUAUUACCAUCUGGUUCCAUUCGAGACGGACAUUUUGGACUGAGCCUCUCCACAGGGCCUUGUCUGCCUCUACUCUUGACUGCGUGUCCUCUUGCUAUCUACUGUGUACCCCCAAGGGCCAACGCUGCUGUUCAGCCUGGGCCUCCGAGGGCCCUGAAGUUCAACAGGCCUGGGUUUCUAGAAAGCGGAGGAGGCACAAGGGAUCUGGAUGACCACAGGCAGCUCUGAGGGCCUUCUCCCUGCACUCAGCCUGCCUUUUAUGGGACGCACUAUUCCUGCAGAGCAUGCUUCCUCUUGUCUCUGCUGGCUUGGGGAGCAUUCCUCUUGGUCACGUGGCCCUGACUCCCCACUUUUCUCUUGUGUGACAAGGGCACUAAGCUUUUCAAGAGGAUUUUUGGUAAGUUACCAAGUUCUGGACCUCAUGGGCAGGGGAUAUUAAGUAGCUCAGGACUUUCCUGAGAAGAAGGACGUGUGUCUUCUCUUUUUCUUCUUCUUCUUUACAUCUGCUCCCUGGAAACUGGGUUUGGGGUCAGUUGGAAGGAGAGUUUACACAACAUCAAGCUUGGAGAAGAUGGCUGGCUUUAGGGCGGGGAAAACAUUCACAGUCCGGUGCACAUGAACCAGGUGUAAAGUUUUCUUCCAGAGAAGAGAGCUCCCUCCUGCCAGCACCUGUCAGCUCUUCUGCCAGGCGGUGAUGUGGUCACCACUGCUUAGGGUGCUCAAAACCCCUCCUCUGGUAAACUCCAUGGCAUAAGUGCCAUGGUGAACAAGAAAGGAAGGGCUGGGGAGUAAGGGAAGCUUACAGCUUGGACCGCAGAAGGUCUGGGUCCUGCAAGCUCAUGUCUUCACUGUGUCUACUAACGACCAGCACUUGCUAAUGUAAAUAAUAGUAAAUUAUUGAAAAUUCUAAUUCUUUUACACAGUCUGUUUUUAAUCUAUUUUAAUGAAAUAAAAUCUAUUGUUCUACUUUGAUCUAUUGA